UGCCAUGUCGCUGCUGUUCGCCCCCCUCUAACUUGCUAGCUAUCGGGUUCUGAGAAUAUAAACAUUAGCACACCUUCAGUAUAACGCUUGAUACCAUUCAGGAACAGGCGAACCUGAGCCGAAGGGUUUCAUUCGAGCGAACUUUUUAACUUUCCUUUGAUGUGACGUACAGCAAUAAAAUGUUCAGGAACAAUUACCAGGGCGGAGCUGUAUUUGAUCUCUUCAGUGGACAAGGAAAGGACCCUGUAGCCAAAUGGAAGCUUUGUGGGGGACCUUCGGCUAUACAUAAAGAGUAUAAUAAAGAAGUUAAAGGAUUUGUUUACUGUCUGGAGGGAAGCAGCCACACUGUCAAAAUGCAAAUGCCGGAGAAUGCUAAAAUGUCUCUUGGGCUUAUUCAGCGAUUUCUGGUGCUUCAAGUAAAUGUUCCAGAGCGACAUGAUUUUUCUACUGAGCUUGUGAUAACUGAUUUAGAGCAUCUUAAAAGAAGACUUUACUUUUCUACAGUGCAUAAAGAGAUGUCUGCCACACUUUUGCACACAAAGAUACCUUUCACAGAGCUGAAGCGCAAUAUUUGGUCUACUUUAUGCAUCGACCUGGCAUCAAUCGCCAGUGAACUUUUUAAGGGAUUUCUGACUCUGGAUGGCAUCACUUUGUUUGCCACCUGUAAAAUUCGGAGGAUCUUCACCAUGAAAACAGACCCUAAGGUCACGCCAGACAUAUUUCUUACUGGGGCCUGUCUCAGGGAGAUGAUCCCUCGCAGUUUCUGGUACCCUUCAGAUGUGAACCAAAUUACUCAAAUGCUGAACUACGGCAACUUGCAGAAGGCCGAAGUGAAGUCUGAUCCUCUUAGCUCUGCCUCUGUGCCUGAUCAGUCUCCAACUGCCACAUCAACCAGUUAUCGGAGAACCAAGCCCCAGGGUGUUUUACAGACAGCCUCGGGCUCCAGAGCAUCCUCAGCAUCUCCCAAUACUGGAAGAACAAGCAGGCCAAACUUGGACAGAAUGGGGUGUUCAUCAUACCAACUGAAUCAAAAGAAAACCACAGAGAGUCAGAACAUUAACAUACGAGGUGAAAAUCUCUCCAAAGGUCAACAGUCCCAUACUAUUUGUGAAGGAGCAUCUUGCAAAUUACAACCCCACCCACCCAAACAAAGGGUGUUUGGUAAGCAGGGAUCUAAGAAGCUACGGAUCCUGGCUCCCGGAAAAGAGAGGGUAUCGUCAUCAGACGCUGAAUUUGGUGGUAAAACCAGUGGAAGUAGGGAUAAUAGCCCCUUUCCAUCCAGGCUGCAAGAGCGCAGCCAGCCGCUUCCAACCCAAGCACUAAUGUCAAGUAGUUACCUAGUACUAGAUGAGCAGAGCUGCAGCCCUGCCAAGGAGAGUAUGGAAGCCGCCCCCACACCAGUAGAGUCUCAACUUCGAUCGGGCUUGUCUUCUGACCUGCAGGUCUGGAACAGCUGGGAAAGUAAUGAGGGGUCUGAGCCCCAGCUCACUUUGCAGGAGGAGGUGUUCACUUUCUCAUCCCAGCCGCACUCACCCAAACGAGGGCAAAGCCAGGGUGACCAGGAGAAGAUGGAGCUGGGAGACGGUCAGGUCCAAAGCGCUGCUGGAGGGCGGCGGGAUGCGCAGCCCGAAGAUGACUUUAUCGGCAGUGAAAGCGAUGAGGAUAUGAGCCACGUCAUCUUCCACCAUCAAAAAACUAGCAUGGUCUAUCCUGCCACUCGCAGAUCCGAUGAUACAGAUCACCUCCAGAAUCCCCCUGAAUCUCCAAAUACAAUCAGAGCAUCACCAACGCUGGAUUCAACUAACACCUUUGUGCAGUCUCCAAGCAGCGGGAGAGCCGAACCAACAAGGAUGGUCCCCGCACGUUGUCUCUCGCCAAGCAGACGCAGCCGCGGGUCCAAAGAAGUAGAUCAGGUUUCGGGUGCAAACCUCAGCGUUUCUCUUUGCAGGAGGCUUCUGCAAGAAGUUCACUUCAGUGACUCCAAACAGCAUAAGGAAGAAGAUGAGAUCCUGCGGACUGUUGAGUCGAGUAAUUAUGUCUCACAACUGCACGGCAACACAAGGAUGUGUGAAGAUGAUGAGGAGCUCCGAAUGCUGGCAAGCCUGAAAAGACAGCAGGACGAAGAUGAAUGUGGGGCUCCCGCCCUCAGCGCGUCUCACAUCCACCAGUGUGAUGUCAGCACCAGCCUGAGCAGCGACGACGCCUCAACCUGGACCCACGUCCCACACGCAGUGAAUCAAGGACAUCAUUAUCAGAAGGAAAUGAAUCCUUUGCUUCAAUCAAACCCAAGAGAGUGGAUGGACGUGCUCAGCCCUCCUAUUAUGCCUCCCAGCCAGCAGAGAAGGUCAGGCAAAACAGAGAACAAUUUGGAAAGUCUACUCAGAGGAGGGGAUGGCUUGGUGAAAGAAGAGGAGAAUGAAGAUGAAUAUUUGAAACUGCUCUAUGAUACUUGCCUCAACUGCUAUUUUGAUCCUGAGUCAGGAAAGUACUAUGAACUAGCUUAACUCAAAGCCCAUUACCAUCAGAAUGAAUAAAGCAGAUUUACAGCAGAUGAAUUGCUUCGAGAUUUUAUUUUACUUUUCUUUGAGGCCGAGCUUUAUCGAUCGGAAGUGAAUUCCCCUUUCACCAAAACCCCUUCCUGCGUUAGCACCUUUGUUCCCGGGAACCAACGGCAGCUUUGUUUUGCCAUGUGUGGUUAGUCAUGCUAGAUUGUGAGGUAUUGGGAAACUCACUAAAUCAAACACAUGCCCUUUUGCGAGUAUGGGCUCAUUCAGCCAGAUUUCUGAUGACAAAGAGAGGCUUUUCAUAAGUCUUGGCUUGGGAAUGAAUAUGGAAACCUUCUAAAAGAACUUGCCGGAGCUUCUUUUUUUAAUAUUACAAUGUCUAACAUUUAAA
Fundulus heteroclitus (mummichog) is the source of this 2895-nucleotide messenger RNA. RefSeq names its product CFAP20 domain containing (gene cfap20dc). Bases 180 to 2504 code for a protein of 774 amino acids. The transcript is spliced from 17 exons. Lineage: Eukaryota; Metazoa; Chordata; Actinopteri; Cyprinodontiformes; Fundulidae. The record is from RefSeq and is a predicted model, not a curated record.